Molecule: messenger RNA, 1818 nt
Organism: Brettanomyces bruxellensis
Lineage: Eukaryota; Fungi; Ascomycota; Pichiomycetes; Pichiales; Pichiaceae
Exons: 1
Coding region: 1-1818 (605 amino acids)
Biological process (GO): phosphatidylinositol metabolic process
Molecular function (GO): phosphatidylinositol kinase activity
Source: RefSeq, a predicted model, not a curated record
AUGGCAAUUCAGGCUGUGUCCGUGGACCCUGUCGUGCUACCAGAGGCUACUGUGAGAAUUUCCAUAGACUCUGGCAAGAUCAAUACGGAUACACUGCCUUCGACCAGCAAUUCAAGUAAUAUACGGAAUGAGGAUUCGUUUCCGUGGCGAACCAACUCAGGCUCAUUUAGAAAUGCUUCACAGGACAGCACGAGCAAACUUCUUCAGGAUAUGAAUGCAUACCGGAUUCGGUCGAAGGCAAAAUUGUCCGGUAAGGAUCUUUCCGGACAGCCGAUCAGUUCUCCGUUAGAAAUGACUGAAAUGGCAGAGACAACGAAGAACGAACUUCACACCAGGGGAAUCAAAAGCUACAGCAGUACGGAUUUGUCUAGUAGUAUUGGGCACAAAAGACCCACGAUCAAGGAUUUCAAAAGCCCCAGCUUUUCGGUUGAUCUUCUUAAUUCCAGAAGAAACUAUUUAGCACAGAGAGCAUUGACAAGCCGGGAUUCCACCUCAGCAAAACGUGGCUACAACGAAACGGGGACCAUCAUUAUUCCGAAGGCAUACGAAAAAACAGAGCUUGCCAAAAAGAAGUUUGAUAAAGAUGAUGAUGCUUCCACCAAACCAAAGAGACCCUCAUCUUCAAAACAUCGAUUCUCCAAAACAGGAUCGUUUGUCAAAGAAGCAAGGCAUCGCCCCAGUGAAAAAUAUGUGAUUCCUGGACAAAAGGUGCAGGAAGGUCAUCACAACUACAUUCUGGCAUACAACAUGAUUACUGGAAUUAGGGUUGCAGUUUCCAGACGUUCGCAAAUCCCAAAACCUUUAACGAACAAGGACUACAGAGAAGUGUCCAAAAUUGUCUUUAAUUGGGAGGGAGGUGCCAAGACGCCGUUUUCGAAAUACGAAUUCAAAUUCAAGGACUAUGCUCCGGAAGUUUUCCGCCAUCUUAGGAGUAUUUUCCACGUGGAUCAGGCCGAUUACUUGCUUUCACUAACAGAAAAGGUGGCUCUCACGGAAUUGGGAUCUCCUGGAAAAAGUGGCUCUUUCUUCUACUAUUCCAGGGAUUACCGAUUCAUAAUAAAGACCAUCCACUACUCUGAGUAUCGUCAUCUAAGAAGAAUCUUAAAGCAGUACCAUGAUUACGUUAUGGAGAACCCAGGAACCCUGCUAUGCCAAUUCUAUGGAUUACAUAGAUUGAAGAUGCAUACAAAGCAUGGGUUGGUCCAACUGCACUUUGUAGUGAUGAACAACAUUUUCCCGCCUACAAGCCAAAUUCACGAGCGGUUUGAUUUGAAAGGCUCGACCUGUGGGCGUUAUACCGAUAUUGCAAAGGCCACGGAGGAGCAGAAAACUUCAUUGUGCUUGAAAGAUUUGAAUUUUCUCAGGUCCAACACCAAAAUACAUCUAGGGCCAGAGAUGAAGACGGCAGUUCUAGAACAGCUAAGGAAAGAUGUCAAGUUCCUUGAAGCCACUAAUACGAUGGAUUAUUCGCUUUUACUGGGUGUGCACAAAAUGUCCGAUGAGGAAAUGAACACUCCAGUUAGCCAGAAUCCUCCAUUUUUGUCCACAAGAGACGUUUCAUCAUCGAAGAUAUUUUCGCUACCGGAUGGAGGAAUUCGAGCGGCAGAUGAAAGUGGCAAGGAGCUUCCAAUCGUGUAUUACAUGGCGAUAAUUGACUGCCUUACGAACUAUUCCACGAGGAAAAGGUUGGAGACGUUUUUCCGAAGUAUGAAGCACAAGAAAAGUACAAUCAGUGCAAUUUCGCCUGUCGCAUAUGGUAAGAGAUUUUAUUUAUUCAUGAAGGCUGGUAUGACACACUCGAAGGAGUUCAAAACAUGA